AUGGCCCAGCACUCAAAUUUCGAUCGAAGGCGAAUAAACGGGCCCGAAUCAAGCUCAUAUCCUAUAUUCGAGAACAAUGAAGAAGAUAAAAUACCAACAAUAUCUCGCACAACGCGCAAAAACGACGAAAUCCGGCCUAUUUUCCUCCAGCUGGGUCUAGUGAGCCAAGCGAACGGGUCAGCCUACAUCGAAACGGAAAAAACCAAGGUUGCUGUCGCAGUGUAUGGACCUCGGGAAAUCAAAGCGGGUUCAACCUAUACGGAGAAUGGUCGUUUAAAAGUGGAAGUCAAGUUCUCUCCGUUUUCAUGUAAACGAAGGAGGGCUCCUAUUCGAGACGCAGAAUCGCCGACAUUGGCCUCACAGAUCCACCAGUCCCUUCUUCCCGCUGUGCGACUAGAACUUUUUCCAAAAUCACAAUUGGACGUAUACGUGCAUAUCCUCGAGGUGGACGGCAUCGAGUCCUGCGUGGGUGCGGCCGCGACGGCAGCUAGCGCGGCCUUGGCCGACGCUGGAAUCGACAUGCUUGGAUUGGCGGUCAGCUGCACAGCUGCCAUUAACCGCUCGGUAACGGGCUAUGCAGAACUGUUAUUGGAUCCCAAUGGCCAGGAAGCGGACGCCGCUCGGGGGUUAGUAAUGGUGACCUGUUUACCGGCACUGGGCACAGUCACGAACAUGAUUCAAACUGGUCUAGUACACCCGGAUGAAGUAAUUCAAUGCAUGGACGUAUGCACGAAACAAUGCGAAGACAUUCACUUUGUAGUUGCCCAGUCAUUACUAGAAUCCGCUCAAACUCGGAGCCGAAAACAAGAAUGA
Messenger RNA from Rhizoctonia solani, 813 nucleotides. RefSeq names its product 3' exoribonuclease family domain-containing protein. Gene Ontology annotation, biological process: poly(A)-dependent snoRNA 3'-end processing; U4 snRNA 3'-end processing; nuclear mRNA surveillance. Lineage: Eukaryota; Fungi; Basidiomycota; Agaricomycetes; Cantharellales; Ceratobasidiaceae. Bases 1 to 813 code for a protein of 270 amino acids. The record is from RefSeq and is a predicted model, not a curated record. Gene Ontology annotation, cellular component: nucleolus; nuclear exosome (RNase complex); cytoplasmic exosome (RNase complex). The transcript has 5 exons.